GUGUGAGGCGCACUCGUCUUUGAGCACGACAGAAAGCUACGCAUAGAUACCAGCGAUUGAUUUCACUCUUGUUUGGCUGCGCGUUUUCGCCGUGCCCAGGAUGUGGGUUCGUCUGUUCAACCGUGCUGUGUGCGGUGUAUGAAUGGCAGAAGCACCGAGCCGGAGACGCUUCGCCUUGGACUCUUUGGACUCUUUGGACACGCACGGAGGGCAUGGAUGCUGGACAGUAAACUGCAGAGCCUGAGCGGUGAAGAUGCAGCACACCUCAUGUACAGAGGACAGGAUCCAGCAUGCUCUGGACAGGUGUCUGGACGGGCUGAGACAAAGCCCCACAGCAGCACACCACUGGAACGUGCUGAUGUGCGCAGCGGGUCAGUCAAUGAACCGCUGGAGCCUGGAGGAAUUGGUGAAGAGAGACCCCGAGAAUUUCCUCAUCCUCUUACAGCAGAUCAUCACAAAGACCAAAGAGGUUCAGGAGCAGUGUCAGUAUGAGCUGGUGGCUCCCCUUGCUAUCAUGUUCUCCUCCACGCUGCUUCAGACACCCUACUGUCCUCCAGACACAGAGCUGCUGGAGGAAGCUAUUGAGGUGUUUCGCUGCUUCCUCACCUGGCCUGAGCCUUACUGCAGUGUGUGUAAAAACCUCCUCUCCACACUACAUCUGGAGAUCAAGGCCCCAGGGAUUUCCUUUCAGAGACUGGUGAGAGAAGAGCAAGGCCUCAACACCUCCAGCCAGUGCUCCAAGACCAUGACCGUGCUGCUGAUGAACCCGGGCGAGGUGCCCACUGACUUUCUCUCAGUGGCGGAGCAGCUCAGUCACAUUCAGCACUCGCAGAAGGAGACCUACAUCACCCUGAUCAAACACGCCUUCCAGUCCACACUAGGCACCAAGUACCCUCUACACAGUAUCCACAGAGCCCUGAAGGGAAAAACUGGGAAUGAAUUGGGUGAGAUCUUCUCCGCGGUGAGUGACGUCUUAGAGACGGCCGCUGACAUAAGUGACCCUCUGAAGGGGCGCAGUCAUGUGAUCCAGGGACUGGAGGGACUAAGGGAGAAGUUGAGAAUCCCGGCAUCCAAUGGAAGGAAGUCGGAUGGAAUGCUGCAGACGCUACCAUUGCCUACAGCCAAGUGUUACAUGUUUCACUGGGAAAAAGAUAACUUUGAUGUUCUGAACACCCUUUUGGAGCAUGACCGUGACUAUCUCACCACUAACAGGCAUGCUGAGGAAGAAGAGGACACUGAUGAUGACGAUGAGGAGGAUGCGACAGAGAUGGAUGCCGAAGAAGAGGGGGAGGAAGAAGACAAAGAAGAGGAGGAACAUGGAGUAGAAUUGCCUUCAAUGUCUAUCAUCUCUAAUGACUACAGCGACAACCGCGCCUCCACCUUCUCCACCACCUCCUCCCUGUCCACUGCCUCCAAAGACUCCAUGUUCUCCACCUUGUCUGUAACCUCAGAGUUGUAUGCUCCGUCGCUCUUCUCGGUCACUUCCGGCACUGAUAGUGACUACUGUGAAGAUUCCGAUGACUACAGCUGCUCCUCUCCCGUCGCGGAUAAAUGCUCGCCAAAGUCUACCAAAGCUUCGGCUCGGCUCAGCCAGCACUUCUACAGGCUCUUCAUCAAACCCAAGAACCCUCGGUUACUGUACCGGGCAAAAAGCCUAGGAAACACAGAAUCAAAAGACAUUUUAGUGGUGCGAGAGAACCGCUCCAACUCUUUACCACAGCAUGUCAAGUUACGUAGUCCUGAGCCCCUACUCCAGCCGCAAAGUCAAGCUCUUAGACAUGUCUGCUUCAGAAGGAGGCCUAUUCUAAGCAGUGAUGAGGACAAUAAGAAUACAACACUGAGGGUGGUUGUGUUUGGUGCUGAUCAUGUAGCAGGGAAGGUGGCCCGAGCCUACAAUAGCUUGAGGAGGAAGGAGAGUGCGUGUCCAACUCUCAGCAAGGCCUUCAAGCUUCAGUUCUACUUUGUGCCUGUGAAGAGGGACUCAGCAGGAGGACCAGGGAGUCUGAGGUCCCGUAGUCCUGUGGUUCAAGCUGGAACUCUAAAAGGAGCGGCCCUGUCUAAUGGUCUUCACCUCACGAACACAGGGGACAGUACUAAUGACAUCGCCCAUCUCCUUGGUAUGUUGGACCCUUGGUACGAAAGAAACACCCUUAGCCUGCUUAACUUGCCCGCCAACGUUGUCUGCAAGCAAACCUCAAAGACGGAAUCAGCAUCCUAUGAUAGUUCUUAUGAGCAGCGUCUACCCAUCCUGGCUGACCUGGUCCUGUACUACUGCCGCUAUGCUGCCUGGCCAGCUCUGAUCCAGCUCUAUCAGGCUGAGUUGUUGUUAGCUUCUGGAGAAAGGAGGACUGAGGUGUUCGUCCACUCCCUAGAGUUGGGUCACACUGCAGGAACGCGAGCCAUCAAGGCCAUGGGUGCUGCCAGUAAACGGUUUGGUAUUGAUGGUGACCGAGAAGCAGUUCCUCUAAUGUUGGAGGUGGUGUACAACAGGGUGGUGGUUAGUGGGAGAAGCCAGUGGAAAAGAGAAACAAAAGUCUGUACCUCAGUAAACUUGACCAAAGCAUGCAAGAACCCUGAGGAACUAGAUUCAAAGAUGGAGUGCCUGCAGCUCACGAUGACUGAGGUUCUGAAGAGACAGAACGGCAAAAGCAAGAAGGGCUAUAACCAGCAGCUGAACGUGACAGAGGUGAAGGUGGACAAGGUGCAGGUCAGCGGGGCUGGAAGCACUACCUUUGCUGUGUGUCUGGACCAGGAUGAGAAGAAGAUACUACAGACUGUCACCAGGUGUGAAAUAUCGGUGUGCUAUAAACCUGACAGCUCCACUGACUGGAGACUAAGAAAAUCCCGGACCUCAGCCCAAAUCCAGCCUCUCCACCCCACCUUCUGCUCCCUCCUCUGCCUGCCCAUAGUCACUUUCAGUGGGGCUCUUCCCUGAGCCCUGCUGACCACUGGUUUGGGUGGAUUGAAAGGAAGGAUUCUGUGAACUUUUAUCCAUAUGCUCUGAACACUGACUGCAGAGGAGAAGUGCACAGGAUGUACAGUUUUAUCAUUUCUGCCUGGUGUCUUGAAGCUGUUGUGGUCAAGUUCACUUGGUGGUGUCCUCAAACGGCAGUGGGACACAACUGGACUUGGCCAGAAGGGGUCAUCCGGAACCUGCACACCUGGCUAGCCUCUGGAUACAAACACAUACCAAAUGACCCAAGAAACAAAGAAUGACUACAGAUACAGUAGUUCAAAUGACGAUGAAUCCAGGUUUUGCUGUACCAAGCAAUAAUUGACUAUUGUUAAGGAAACCGUUCAAGUUUCUUUUUUUCAGGUUUCAGUUCCUCUUUAUAAACCUGCUGACAAGACCGUACUAUGUAAUAGCUCUGUUAGGGGCAAUUAUCGGACUAUGUGACUAUAGCUGAGAAUGGACACUAUGAAUUUAAACGAGAUGUAUAUAUUUUGUUUGUAAAAAAUGAUAUUGCAUACUAUAACUUGAAUGUCACACCGUAUCUUUUAUGUCUGUUAUACAUGGGCUAUUAGUUAUAACAUUUCUCCUAAGGAGUUACAAUGUCACUGUUUUAACUGGAGUUAUAAUUAUGACCAGCAGGGGGCUCUGUUGACAUUCCUUUUGACUUCAACUGAAGUACAGAUUAAUCCAGAGUUUGUGACACUUAUAGUAAAGUCUAACUUUGUAAUGGCUGUAAGGUGGCAAAUGUAUAAACCAUAUUUUAAUGAUAGCAUUCAUUUCAUCAAGGGCACAGAUGGAAGAUUAAGUUUUCUUAAUAUGGUGCUAAAAAUACAUUUGCAUGCACAUUUUCUUUAUAAAAAAAUUUACUUUUUCAUUCCACUUUGCAUACUGUAAACUAUGACAUUUUUUUAAGAGUCUUUUUUUUGUUUGUUUCUGAAAUGGGAUAAUAUCCUGAUCACCUGACUGAGAGUGAAAAAGUAGCACUGCAUAGACAUUUCUUGUAUGGAAUCAAAGCACUUGAACAUUAGAUUAAAUGAAUUAGGUACUUUUAUGUUCAGAUAAAUGUCCGGCACCACUGCCCUCUCCUCCCCUGACAUGCCUUCUGUGAUGAAAUAUUGCAAAUGCAAUAUUGGUUUUAUAGUUUUAUGUGUAGCAUCCAUGCAAUGGAGACAUUUCAAUUUCAGUGAUCAUUAAAAUAUAGGUAUGUCUUCAACUGAAGAGUUUCAAGUUUCAUCUUGAUUUUUGCCUUCAUUUAAAGAGGAGCUUGUGUAUAUUAUAAGUUUGUUAUUAUGUACAUAUACCAGGAAUAUGAAUAAAUAUACAGUGGUGGAAUGUAACUGAAUGAAUUUACAAUAGUAUUUACUGUAUUUAGGUAAAAUUUUGAGGAACUUUUAGCUU
Messenger RNA from Xiphias gladius (swordfish), 4351 nucleotides. RefSeq names its product phosphoinositide-3-kinase, regulatory subunit 5 (gene pik3r5). Lineage: Eukaryota; Metazoa; Chordata; Actinopteri; Istiophoriformes; Xiphiidae. Gene Ontology annotation, cellular component: phosphatidylinositol 3-kinase complex, class IB. The record is from RefSeq and is a predicted model, not a curated record. The transcript has 18 exons. The coding region runs from base 254 to 2935 and encodes 893 amino acids. Gene Ontology annotation, biological process: G protein-coupled receptor signaling pathway; positive regulation of MAP kinase activity. Gene Ontology annotation, molecular function: 1-phosphatidylinositol-3-kinase regulator activity.